UUCUCUUCGUUUGAAGUGUGUUGUGUGUUUCACGUUAUUCGUUUCAUUUUGUGUAUUAUUUCGUCAUUUUUAAACUCAUUUUAUUAUUUUUCGUUUAUUCGUAUCAAUCUUCGCGUAUUCAUGUUUGUGAUUGUUAUUAAUUUACGAAUGUUUUUUUUUAAAUAAUUUAUACUAAAUGGUGAAGACUAGUGAUCGUUUUUGUUCGGUUUCAUCUCCAUUAUCGUUGAGAAUUAUGCGCGGGAUUUAAUUAUUAAAACACUGGAAUCAAUUCAGCAACGUGAUCAGUUCGAAGGCAAAUGAAUUGAAAUCAAAAAUCACGAUGAAUUGGAUAUCAUUUUACAUAUAUUGGAUUAUCCUUUGCCUUCCACCGGUAAUUAAAGGGCAAUUCAGAUCGCCGAGAAUUAUCGAACACCCUACCGACAUGAUAGUACCGCGCAAAGAGCCUGUGACUUUGAAUUGCAAAGCCGAAGGCAAACCGGAACCAGUUAUACAAUGGUUUAAGGAUGGCGAACCUGUGAUCACGUCGCCGGAAGAUCAGAAAUCCAAGAAAGUCUUAUUGUCGACUGGGUCUCUGUUUUUUCUAGAGGUGAUGCAUAAUAAAAAGGAGCAAGAUGACGGCGUGUAUUGGUGCGUGGCGAAAAAUCAAGCCGGAUCGGUUACUAGUCGAAAUGCUACGUUGCAAGUUGCAGUUCUCAAAGAGGAUUUCCGUCUGCAGCCAAACGACACAAGAGUAGCGGCCGGAGAGACCGCGAUGUUAGAAUGCGGACCACCGAAAGGCCAACCGGAGCCGACCGUGUACUGGACACGAAACGGGCAAAAGCUCGAUACGGAAGUAUCUAAAAAGCAUCGUAUCGUUGAUGGAGGCAAUUUACUGAUAACCGAUGUGAAAAAAGAAGAUGAAGGAGAGUACCAAUGCGUUGUGCAGAAUAUGAUUGGGAGUAGGCAUAGCGCUGUGGCUCAGCUCACUGUUCAUGUCAAACCAUAUUUCACAUUGGAACCCAGAGACGCAGUCGUGUUAUCCGGUCGUGACGCUGAAUUCGACUGCCAAGUAGCCGGUGAUCCUCCACCUAAAAUAUUAUGGAGGCGAGAAGAUGGUAAAAUGCCUACAGCCAGAGCUCAAAUACUCGAUUCGAAAUCGCUGAAAAUCAACAACGUUGUGCCCUCUGACGAAGGUCUAUACAUCUGUGAUGCUGAAAACGUUAUAGGAUCCAUUUCAGCCAAUGCUUCUUUGACUGUUCAUGCACCUCCCAGUUUCAUAACGAAACCGUCGGAUCAAAAAGUCGGCUUGAACGGCGUAGCAACUUUCGAAUGUGUAGCCGAUGGCAAUCCACCACCUUCGGUAUUCUGGACAAAAGAAGGUUCGCAGGUCUUAUUGUUCCCCGGAAUGGCCCACGGACAUUUCCACGUUACCCAAAACGGUGCCCUACGUAUACAAGGAGUACAAAAAGAAGACGCCGGGUAUUUGGUAUGUUCGGCGUUAUCGGUAGCCGGUUCGACAACAGUUCGGGCUUUUUUACAGGUUAGUUCGGUGGAUGACGUGCCUCCUCCGAUUAUACAAAUUGGACCUACGAAUCAAACGUUGGCGGCUCAUUCGAAAGCCGAAUUACCAUGUCAAGCAGUAGGUUCCCCGCAGCCUACGGUUAAAUGGUAUAAAGAUUCGGCGCUGAUUACGAAGCAGAAAAAUGAACGGAUUACGCAAACCGCGGAUGCUCUACAAAUCAAAGAUCUUCAAGUUAGUGAUUCCGGUCUGUACACGUGUACGGCAUCGUCCGAAAGUGGAGAAACAUCGUGGUCAGCUACGUUAACGGUGGAUAAAUCUCCCACCGCGAAUAUACAUCGUACGCCGGAUCCGUCCAAAUUUCCAGGACCGCCCGGCACGCCUCGUAUUUUAAAUGUUACCAAUUCUUCGGUGUCGUUGAGCUGGACGUCGCCGAUACCUCAAAAUGGCGUGUCGCCGUUGAUCGGAUACACAGUGGAGUAUUUCAGCGCUGAUUUGCAAACUGGAUGGGUCGUGGCUGCCAAUCGUAUAACCAAUGAUACUAUUACGAUUACCGACCUGAAGCCAGAUACGACCUAUGUAUUCGUAGUCAGAGCGGAAAAUUCUCACGGUAUUAGUAUACCAAGCGGUGCUUCCAGCGUCGUUCGUACCUUAGGAGCGAAUACAGCUGCUCCUCAGCAUCUCCUCAACAAUGCCAGAUCGAAAUUGAGCAGCAAAGUGUUAAUUUUACGAGACCUGUUUUCUAUUUCUUCGACUUCGAUUAGAGUAGUAUGGGAUGUGAUAAAUAAUGCAGAUUGGGUGGAAGGCGUGUACGUGAGAUUUCGAGACUUAUCUGCCGGAUCACAAACAUAUAACUUGGCCACUGUUAUGAAUGCCGAUACUACAUCUUAUAUCGUUACCAAUCUAAGAAAGUACACCAAAUACGAUUUUUUCAUCGUCCCGUUCUACAAAUCGGUCGAAGGACAGCCUAGUAAUUCCAUGAUUGCGCAGACUUUGGAAGAUGUUCCUUCGGCUCCUCCGGAUUCCGUCCAGAUUGGUAUAAUAAAUGCUACGACAGCGUUCGUUAAAUGGUCUCCGCCAUCACCUCAGCAUCUUAAUGGAAUUUUACAAGGAUACAAGAUCCAAGUGAAGCCAACCAACAGCUCUCGAACUCUAGCCCAAACCAACGUAAACUCCACCACGACGAUGAUCCUUCUGAACAACCUGACCUCCGGGACCAGCUACACAGCUCGUGUAGCUGCUCAUACUAAAGCAGGCUACGGACCUUUUAGCGGAGCUGUGCCCUUCUUCAUGGAUCCAAAUCUCACUACCAGCAGCGCUUUCACAUCUAGCACUCUAGAAUCGUGGUUCAUCAUUUUACUAGCCGUUUUCGUGAUCUCAUUAGCCAUCGGUAUAGCUCUGCUGCUGUACUUGAGGAAAAAACAAAACAAGGAAAAAGAUCUGGGACAUUUCGAUGUGCCGGUGGUUAGUACAGAUUUAUCACAUUUACGUAUGGCCGGCAUGCGAGGAGUAAACUGCGGCAAAGAUACGCUAUGGAUUGAUGGCGGUUGGCACACCGUCCAAGAGAAGGAAGGUAACGAUGUAAAUUCAUCGAAUACAAAAGAAGGCAGCGUUAUUGAUUACGCCGAAGUAGAUAGCUGCAAUUUAUCUACAUUUUAUAAUCCCUGUAAAGGAUUACCAUCGCCUGGUAAUCCUACCCCUUACGCUACUACCAUUUUGUUAUCGUCGAAAGAAUGCAACGAAUCAAGUCAAACUUGUGGCUCGAGAAGUUCGACGGAGAGAAAAACUUUGAGCUCGAGCGACUCUAUUAAAAACAGCGCAGAUCAACAUUCCCCGGUGUAUAGAGGCGAUACGAUGGAAAGAGAAAAUAAACGAAAAGGCAGUGGAAGUUCUGGAUCAGUGGUACAUUGGUCGGAUUUCCAACCUUCGUCGUCAGAAUCUACAAAUCGUCUCUUAAAUUCUCAACAGAAACCUUUUCAAUCUAGUCAUAAAUAUUAUAAGCAAUAUUGCGCAGAUUCGCCGCAGCGUAGAGUUGAUAAUUGUAAUCGAAUGAAUGGCGCUGGCAGAACUGAACAUAAAUAUCAUCCGCCCCCGGAGGAGCAUCCACCACCGGUACCAUUUCUACGUCCUAGUUUUAAAGACAGUAUACCAAGCCACAGUCAUUCAUCAGGAUCUACGAAUAGCGGUAGUUAUUGUUCGCGGAAGAGUCGUCAUAAGUACGCGCCUUGUAAUAAAAUCCCAUCAGAAUCUGAAUUUGAAAACGCUUCGUUACUAGAAAUACAAGCAGAUGUUGGAAGGACAGCUGCUCAUCAAGUGAGAUUCAUCUCAAACGUUGCUAAUAAUAAAGAUUGCAGUGUUCAGUCGUCGUUACCUAGUUUGAUAAAUUAUAAUAAUCAUCAUAAUUGGCCAAAUAAUAAAUACUACGAAGACGACGACGGCGGUAGUUGUAACAGUAGUUGUUCCUGUAGCGAAUCGUCUUGUCUUUACGCCGAAGGAAACCAAUGUCCUGUUGCUCAUAAGGUAUAAAAUUCUCGAGGAAAAUUCAAUAUAAUUAUACCUUAUACCUACUUAAUUUACAAUUAAGUAACAAAAAUGAGAAAGCAAACCCUAUGUGAUUAAUAGAGAUAUAUAAGGAUGAAAAAAAAACUACUCGUUAUACUAGUCAAUAUAAUAUCUUGCAUUUUUUUUUUUUAAAUAAUAAAAAUAUGUUUUAUUUACAUAUCUUUAAUACGAACGCGUUGUUGAUAUUUUUUCGUUUAUUAUUUUAGGAGUUUUAUUAUUUUUAUUUUUUUUAACGUGUAUUUUACGUACUCGGAUUAUUUGUGUAUGUAUUACAAUGACGAGAAUUGUUGUUUUCGAAACGAUGUGCCAGGUACUGCCAUUUUUUUAACGUUAUAUUUUUAUGCUUACGUGCUUCAGAGGAGCGUUUUUUUUUUUUUUUUUUUUUUUUUUAAAUUGUAAUAUAAUUAUCUUUCAUAAAAAUAUUACCGUUUUGUACGCUUAAAUUUUAAAACCAGCAGGGAAAUUACCGGUUGAAAUGUUCAAAAUGGUUGUUCGCGCAAAUGAAAAUCUUCCUUUUUGAAUUUUCAUGUUCCUAAUUAAUUACGAAAUUAUUUACUUAUCUGAUACGAAGAGUCAUAUGAAAUGAUUCAAUUCGAUGCUUUGUAAUAUUUCUUGUAUUCUUUCCUCCCUCGUGUUGUGUUGUUUUGUAUAUAAAAUUCGGAUUCGUUGAUCUCGAAUGCAUAGCAUUUAUAUGUAUAAUGCUGACGCUUGCACGAUUAAAAAAACAACAUUGUAUAGGUGCAAGCUGAUGUUGUAGUUUUGUACGUCGAUUUAUAAUAAUGUGCCUUAAUAUAUAAGAAAACACUCGUGUAAAUUUUCAUUGUUAUUAAGUCGAUUAUUUACCAUUACGUUUAUCUUCUCUUUUUUUUUCUUUUAAUUUUUUUUUUAUGUAACGAUAAAUGAACGAUUUACAUUUUUUGUUUUUAUUCUCGCUGCUUCUUUAUGGUUUAAUAUUAUUAUUGUUGUAUUUUGUAGAAUUUCGAUAUAAAACGUUGAAAGAUUAAAAUUUUAUUUUUUCGAAUAAAUACCUUUGUUUUUUGUGA
This is a messenger RNA of Planococcus citri (citrus mealybug), 5103 nucleotides long. RefSeq names its product roundabout 1 (gene robo1). The record is from RefSeq and is a predicted model, not a curated record. Gene Ontology annotation, cellular component: axon; plasma membrane. The coding region runs from base 320 to 4024 and encodes 1234 amino acids. The transcript is spliced from 19 exons. Lineage: Eukaryota; Metazoa; Arthropoda; Insecta; Hemiptera; Pseudococcidae. Gene Ontology annotation, biological process: homophilic cell-cell adhesion; dendrite self-avoidance; axon guidance. Gene Ontology annotation, molecular function: cell-cell adhesion mediator activity.